Molecule: messenger RNA, 972 nt
Organism: Cygnus atratus (black swan)
Lineage: Eukaryota; Metazoa; Chordata; Aves; Anseriformes; Anatidae
Gene: RBFOX3
Product: RNA binding fox-1 homolog 3
Biological process (GO): regulation of alternative mRNA splicing, via spliceosome; nervous system development
Cellular component (GO): cytoplasm; nucleus
Molecular function (GO): mRNA binding
Source: RefSeq, a predicted model, not a curated record
AUGGCUCAGCCCUACCCCCCGGCCCAGUACCCCCCGCCCCCCCAGAACGGCAUCCCCGCAGAGUACGCGCCGCCGCACCCCCACCCCACGCAGGACUACUCGGGGCAAAGCACAGUACCGGAGCACGCCAUGACCCUCUACACACCAGCACAGAGCCACGCCGAGCAGCCGGGCACCGACGCCAGCACACAGUCCAUAGCAGGGACGCAGACGGUACCGCAGACAGACGAGGCGGCACAGACAGACAGCCAGCAGCUACAUUCCUCAGACAACACAGACAAGCAGCAGCCCAAGAGGUUACACGUCUCCAACAUCCCCUUCCGAUUCCGGGACCCCGACCUGCGGCAAAUGUUUGGGCAAUUCGGGAAGAUCCUUGACGUGGAGAUCAUUUUCAACGAGCGGGGCUCCAAGGGUUUUGGGUUUGUAACUUUUGAAACUAGCACAGAUGCCGACCGGGCACGAGAGAAGCUGAAUGGCACGAUCGUAGAGGGCCGGAAGAUUGAGGUGAACAACGCCACGGCCCGGGUCAUGACAAACAAGAAGGCUGCAAACCCCUACACCAACGGCUGGAAGCUGAACCCGGUGGUGGGAGCUGUCUACGGCCCCGAGUUCUACGCAGUAACGGGGUUCCCGUACCCUGCCACGGGGACGGCUGUGGCCUACCGAGGGGCGCACUUACGGGGCCGAGGACGCGCCGUCUACAACACGUUCCGGGCUGCGCCCCCGCCGCCGCCCAUCCCCACCUACGGCGCGGUCGUCUACCAGGACGGGUUCUACGGAGCUGAGAUCUACGGGGGCUAUGCCGCCUACAGAUACGCCCAGCCCGCAGCAGCAGCAGCAGCAUACAGCGACAGUUACGGCAGAGUGUACGCAGCUGCAGACCCGUACCACCACACCAUCGGCCCCGCCGCCACGUACAGCAUCGGCACCAUGUGAAACUGCAGCCGUUUCCUUCUGGGACCGGGAAGGGCG